Molecule: messenger RNA, 1316 nt
Organism: Pseudogymnoascus destructans
Lineage: Eukaryota; Fungi; Ascomycota; Leotiomycetes; Thelebolales; Thelebolaceae
Gene: EBP2
Product: EBNA1-binding protein
Exons: 3
Coding region: 49-1194 (381 amino acids)
Biological process (GO): rRNA processing; ribosomal large subunit biogenesis
Cellular component (GO): preribosome, large subunit precursor; nuclear periphery; nucleolus
Source: RefSeq, a predicted model, not a curated record
GCCGGUAGGAAAACAGCAACAAAUCUGAGCAACCAGCAGUCAAUCAAAAUGGUCAACAAAAGCAAGCUGAAGAUGGCGCUGGUCGCGGAGAAGCAGAUCGACUUCAAGCAGGAGCACCAGAAGAAGAUGGUUAAGAAGGCGCGGAAGGAGAAAAAGACCAAGCAGCCUGUAGCUGAUGUAGCGGAGGAGGAGGAAGGUGAAGAUGACGAUGAGGAGGAGGACGAGGAGGGUAUCCGCGAGCUCAUGGAGCUUGAUGAGAAGGAGAAUGGCGAUGAGUACCGCCGCACAGAGGUUGAUCUUGCAGGUAUCGACGAUAGCGACACUGCUAGCUCCAGCGGUGUCGAAGAUAACAAUGGCCUCUCCGAUGACGACAUGUCCGACGAAGAAGACAUCCCUCUCUCCGACCUUGAAGACCUCGACGACGAAGACAAGGAGGACAUGAUCCCUCACCAGCGCCUGACGAUUAACAACACCACCGCCCUGACCACCGCGCUCCGCCGCAUCGCACUCCCCCUCAAGACCCUCCACUUCACCGACCACCAAUCUCUGACCACCGCCGAGCCCGUGGCCAUCCCUGACGUCUCUGACGAUCUGCAGCGCGAACUGGCGUUCUACCAACAAUCGCUCACUGCCGUCCAGGAGGCCAGGAAGCUGUUGAAGGCCGAGGGCGCGCCGUUCACCAGACCGACGGAUUUCUUUGCCGAGAUGGUCAAGGCGGAUGAGCACAUGGCGAAGAUCAAGGCGAAGUUGGUGGAGGCUGCUGCGGGCAAGAAGGCAUCUGCUGAGGCGAGGAAACAACGCGACCUGAAGAAGUUCGGCAAGCAGGUGCAGAAUGCGAAGUUGCAGGAGAGACAGAAGGAGAAGACCAAGACGAUGGAGAAGAUUAAGGACUUGAAGAGAAAGCGUCAAGAUGGUGACGGCCCAACCGGCACCAACGAGGCCGACAUGUUCGACGUCGCCCUCGACGAAGCCUCCACCAAGCCCGAAAGCCGCGACCGCAGCGAGAAGCGCAACAAGCGCACUAAGAAGGACGAGAAGUACGGGUUCGGCGGCAAGAAGAGGCACGCCAAGAGCAACGAUGCCCAUACCACGGGUGACCUCACGGGCUUCAGCAGCAGGAAGAUGAAGGGACAGAGCAGACCUGGGGCGGCGAAGGCGAGGCCGGGGAAGGCGAGGAGGGCGGGGAAGAAGUAGUGUAGGAUUUACUCGUGGGUGACGAGUGCAUUUGGAAAUGGCGUUAGGUGGUUUGAGGGCAAUUGCGAAAGAAAAUGUAGUUAAAUGGAAUAAGGAGAAUCUGCUAUGCACACUACUGGGAG